GUCUGCGCUAUAGACUAUCAAUUAAAGGUCCGGUCACGUGACCAAAUACCCCGCGCCAGUCCAAAACACAAAGCUGACGUCUCGUUAACUUCUAUCGCAAUCUUUUUUUCAUUUUCAAGAGCUGUUAGUUUGCUGAAAAUCUAAACUUUGGACUGAAUCAUGGCGCAGUCUAAAGUGACGGAUUACUACAGUAGACGGAAGCUUAAUUCUUCACUUAAAACAACGAAAAGAAGUGCUGGACGUCUGAAAUCUGGCGACAUCGAGAUCACGCCGACAAAACGCCCGAGAAGGACGGCUGCCCUCCCUGACACUCUCCCGGUGAAAACUGCAGCGCUCGGAUCUCGCCGCGGCACGGGUGAAGUUGAUCUCUCUUGUCAACUUCGUGCAUUCAAUAAGUCCAAAUCAGAACCAAAUGCCGCUUUAGUAAGUAAUAUAUUGACACGCACUUUCACAGGAACGACAGUUCAAGACAAGGAGAGAAAUGACAAUGUUAUUUCUGCUGAAUCUUCCUUUUCCGAAAAGAGAAGGGAAAGAGAGUUGGACUUGGAGAAGACGCCUCUCAAACGACAAGUGUCGGAUCCAGAAAGAGGAAACCCACCUCGAAGAAAAAGAACUAAAAUUAAUCUUGAGCAGGGUUCUGACAAAGGAGAUGUUUCAAGAUCAAGUACGAAAAGGGCAACUGCUGCAAUUCGAUCUAGUAGGAGGCGCCUUGAAACAACAUCAACAACAGAUUCAACUUCAAAAUCAGUCUCAGAAAAAAUUGAGGAUAAUAACCCGACUCAGAUGAAGGAAAUGUUAAGUGGAUGUGGAAAGUUAGCAGACCUUCAGGCUCGCCUUGCCCUUGUUAAGGAUACAGCAGCAGACAUCAGGAGACUAAAAGCCUCAAAACCUUUGCCAAAAGCAGUUCCAACGAUUGCAAAGAAAGAGCAGGAGAGUGUUCCAACAGUAGUUCCUGCAUUUGAACGUUACCGGCACCUGAUCCAGACUGGUCCUUCGAGUCUUGCUCUUCCGUUCAGGUACAGAUCAUUAGAGGAAGCCUUCCGUUGCUCAGACACUGUUGUCAGCAUGCUUUACAACCGAUCAGAGACAUGUACCUUCUCCAAGCUCAAGAGUGCCGUCCAGGAGAUGAGUCGAAAGAACUUUGAGUUAGAUCAUCUGAAACAGAUUAAGACAGUGUACCCAUCGGCAUAUGACAUGCACUGGAGAAAGAACCUACCACAACAGAAGAGCAACUCUAAAGAUGGUAAUGUUCAUCUUAUUCUUGAAGCCAACCUCGCAGGCAUCCCAGUUGGAGAACCUCAAAACAAAGAUGAAGCUGGGGGUUCUUUGAUGAAAGACUUGAUGCAAGGUAGUAAGAAUGGAAGUGCAUUGUUUGAGAAGUUCACUCCUUCGAUGCUCAUAGCUAGGAAAACUCUCUUCCAUAAUGGUUUAGUGGAGAUCGUCAAAUCACACCACAAGGAAUACCUGGCCAGCCUGACUCCACCAAUCACAACAAUUCCUGAUAAUAAACUUCAUCGAUGGCAUCCUAAGUUUCCCUUGGAUAAGAUUCCAGAGGUCCCUGCCUCUGACCUACCUGAACCUCCAAAAGUUACGACCUUCAACACCGCUAAGGAUGUUCUGGACAAGGCUCGACAGAUGAUGGUUAACCCAAAGGUGACAAAAGCUCUGGAACAUGUUGCCAAGAAUUCUGAGUUGAAAGCUGCGGUUGAAGCCAAGCGAGAGGAUGAUGCGAGGAAGAACAAGACCCCACAACCAAAGAAAGAGAGCAAAGCUCUGAAAGGGGUCUCCAUGGAUCUUGUGAACAGAAUCAAAGCUAAAGAAGCCCGUAACACUGAGCUUGCCAUGAUGAGGAGCCCUGAGGAGGAAUCUAGGAUAGGAAGGUUGGAACGUCUUCCAGAACUCUGCAAGAUUCUUAGAGUGUUUUUUCUAGCAGAGAAGAAAGCAGCUUUGCCGAUUGACAGUAUUAUUCAGAAACUUAUGGAGAGCUAUCGAUCUGCCCUCUCAAGAGACGAUCUUGAGAAGCACAUUGCUUUGAUGCUUGAGAUCCUUCCCGAUUGGUUGAAGAAGGUUGUUAUCCGCAAGGUGACCUACAUCAAGAUGGACAGAACAAAGGAACUUGGUCUGGUUAUCUCCGCCAUCAAUAAGGAGCUAAAGGAAGCUAAGAAAAUCAAGUAAAGAGAAUAUUUCCUUGAUUCUACACCAUGAACCUACGUACUGAUGUUGAUAUCUGCCAUCUUGCUUCUUUAAGUGGAAUAUCAUUGCAGGGACUCUAUCAAAAAAUGCAAUUCAUGAAAACAAUAUCCCAACCAUCUUCCAGAGGAUAGAUUCUCACCUGUGGACAAUAUCUAUGACAUUGCUAAAGACAAACACAUAAAAAGUAAUGCUGCACCAGCAAUUUUUGUUUUCUUGAAUACAAAAGCAGAUCACAAACCAGUGCAUUAUGGAUGCUCACACAUUCGUUUGUAAUUUACUUGAUAUUCAAGCCGGAGUAUAGCUGGUUGCUGGCUGAGCAUAGAUGCUGUGUGCAGUAGUAAUUGUCUUAAUUAAAAUAUGAAAUCAUGCAUGGGUAUCAAGCUAUAUACUUCUUAUAUCACUUGUUACCAAUUUUUUUGUGAGUUGUGAUGUUUUUAUUUUCUGAAAAGCCCUGACCAAUGGUGGUUUGAACCGUUCAUCCAUUUCAAUAUGGCUGUUGGAUAUUCAUAUUGGUCAACUUGCAUAGUUUGAAAUUUGAGUUCUUUUAAUUAAUCAUUGGUGUUCUUACCUUCAAAAAAUGCAAAAGUAAGUGAAAGAGGUGUGGAUUUUUUAGCUACCUGAAGAAAUUAUAUAUUCAUUUAGUAUUUUCAUAUUUUAAAGAAAUUGAAGUCAAGAAUAUACUAAAAUUAUUACCAUCAUUAUUAAGGCUUUUUAAUCCUCUUUUAAUUGAAUGCCUCACUGCAAUAAAUUGUGAUUUAAAUCAUAAGAGAAUGAUGUACUCUUCAUAUAAUCACUCAUUACAUUGAUUGGUAGGUCAAUUUCUUGAAGCUAAAAUGAUGUAAUCCUUUAAACUACACAUACAUCCAUGUAGUUUUCAUUGAUGGAAAGUAUAUUUCAUUACCCACAUAAUAAAAUGAAUUCAUUGAUUAGUAAAGUUCACAAUAAACAUCUUUAUUAAGCAAUAUUAUGUAUCAGGUAAGAUCUCUAUAACCAUUUGGUCUAAUAUACAGUCAAACAUCACAAAGUUAAAUUUAAUUUUGUUUAAAAAACAGUCUGUUUACUUAUUAAUUUUUCUAACAUAACCAAUUUUCCUUAUAUCCUGUUAAUAGUUAAGGACGUUCCACAGUUAAAGUGAAAUCCAUGUCAUUUUCACCAAACUUUGCACAUAGAUACUUUAGAACCUUAAUAUUCGAAAUAUGCAAAAAUUAACAUAGGUCCAUGUGCUUGAUUUUUUGCUAUAGAGCUUCAAAGUUCACCCAAAUUGAUGUUCUUAAGAAUUGCGCAUUCAAAAGAAUUUGGCAUUUUUAGACCGCCCAAGAUUACUACAAUGAGUUUAAACCUCCAUUACUCAUUCAAAAUACAUGAAAAAGUCAUCAAAUUUCGCAAGAGAGUUAAUAAUUGUAUCGUUAGAAUGGAGAAUCUAUUAAUAGUGCUAUUUGUUUGCAAUUUUAAGUUUAACAGCACUGUCAGUUCUUAAAAAUGGCGUAAAAGAUAACAAAAUCCCAAUCUAAAAAAUGUAAAAUUUCAGUAACAAACUACAAACGUACAAUAAAUGCUGCACUUUAUUCAAAAUCCAUGUCAUUUUCACCAAAAUUUGCAGAGUUGUAGAGGAAGGUAUACAUAAGAGGUACAAACAUUAAAAAAUAGGGGUUCAUGUGCUUGUUUUUAAACUAUCAGCAUUUUUAUUAGAGCAAAUGUGCUUUUUAAAACACCAAAAAUGGGCCGAAUGCUUAGUAUAUAUGUGAAGAAAAAAUCAAAACCACUCUACCAUUUAUUCAAACUCGGGGUAAUAUUCGUGAUUCUUGGCAGCACUGCAGAGAAAAGUAUUUUGAAAUUGUAAAGAAUAUUUUUUUGAAUGGUCCAUGGAAUAAUUCAAUUUUUUAGCUUCAUGAAAUAACGCAUCGGAUCUGCAGCUUAAGUGAAGAAGAUGAGAAAAAUCAGCUCAUACCUGCAGCUAAUUAAUCACCUGUUCAUCCAUUGUGACGUCAGCGCGCAGAGUGUAAACUAUGCGCAGAUCAUAAUGCGCACAAAUAUAACUGUGGAACGUCCUUAAACGUAUUUUAAAUGUUGUCUAGUAAAUAAUGUACUUUAGCUAGUGUUCAUCUCGACUAAAAUGGAAUGAUGAGACUAUUAGUACUGGUAUGUGAUAAUGAUUGAGUUUAAGUGGUCACUAGACAUUCUGGCACUAAGACCAAGUUCCAGAUACCAGUAGACAAAAAUAAAGUGCGUAGCAAAAGGGUUUUAAUAGCCCAAAUGGAGGUAACCUAUCUAGACCAAGAAAAAUUACACUAAGCAUGAAUAGAUCCUAUAUCUGUGUACUACUAAUACCAUGCUGAGUUUCUGGCUUUUUAUACAGUGUAAUAUUCAUAUCUGAUAAAUUCAUUUAUUCCAUGGGUAAUGCUAAAAUUAAAUCAGUUGUCUCAUUUAUCAAAAUACAGUGAUCUUAAAUGUGCAAUUGUAAUAAAACUAUUUAUUCAGGAUUAUGCUUCAGAACUAAUGGCCACUUUUUACCCUUUAAAUAUUAGUAUUCGGGUUUUAUUGCAAAGAGGGCAUAAUUAUAUUUUACUGCUUUCUGCAUGUGUAUACUUUCACUAAUAUAUGUUACAUUAGUUUUUUUAUCACGUAGAAGAAUGGAUUUCCUUUUCUAUCUAAUUCUAAAUGACUCAUCUAUUCAAUACUUGUUUUAAAGCCUGCGUAAUGUUUUGGUACAGAUUCAAUAUUAUCCAUAUUGUACUAGUAUUUUAACAUUCAUAUCAUGUGACAGAAGUGUGUUGUAGAUAUUUCUAUUGUAGAUGUUACCCAUAUACAUUAUGUCCUUGCAUAUUAGAUAUUUGAUUUCCUCUUCCCUACACUUGAGUUCUGUAAUAUCUUUCAUUUACCUGGCAUUGAAUUUAAUAUUUGAAAAUUGAUCUUUGGAUCUACCAAGCUUAGUGAGUGGCAUAUGUAUAUGACAAUUUUUGACUGAAAUGAUGUUCAUAUUUUGUAAUACAUUCAGUAUUUUACUAUUCAUCUCUUUUGAUCUUUAUUGCUUUUCUAUUCUUCCUGUUGCUUUAUGGUAAUACAUAAGCACUGAAGUAUUCUGAAUAGGGGAAAGCAUAACGAAAUACACCAUUGACAAAUUUUCAAAAAGUUUAGAUGUCAUUGAGCUUAAAUAGUUUUGGUAAAUUCAUUCUUCCAAAAAUUAAUGUACGAGUAAUUGAUAUCAAUACAUUAUUAAGUGUAAAAUGUGAGUUUCUGAUUAAAUGAUUGUAGGCAAGAGGGUAAUGAAAACAUAUAAACUGAACAAGUAAUUGUGCAGAGAAUUUCCUAUAGCAGUUAUAGUUUCUUACAUUAACUUCAUUUUCUUUUUAUAUAGUUUUCUCUACAGUGUAUUUGUAUCGUCCUAUCCAGUUGAAGGGUCAAUUUAAUAAUAACGAUUAUAAUACAUAAAAGUUAUAUAACACAUUUCCAAAUUCAAAUUCAUGGGAUGCUCAAGGUGCUCCAAAGCAAAUAAGAGGAAGGAAAUACAUUACUGGUUCAAACUUUAAUAAUGAAUGCAUAAAUUGAUGUCUCUCGAAAAAGUACUCCCGUACAGGAAUAUAUAUUCUGGUAUUAUCGUAAAGGGGGAAAAAAUGAGAGAAACAGAAUUAGGGAAUUUUUUAAAGAAAUCAGACAAGGAAUAGCAAAAGAGCUGUUUGACUGUGAGAAAACUAAAAAGACAGUCCAAAUCUCAAUAUUUACCACAUGGUAUUGUUUUAUUCUUAAUUUUCAAGAAUUUUUUUUUUCUUCAUGUAAAUUAUACCUUUCCGUCAGGGGCAGCAUGGUUAAAAUAAAUAUUUUUCCUCACGAGAGAAAAAAAUGUUCUGAGUAAAACUUUAAAAAAGAAGAUAUUUCAGUCAUUUUGUGUAUUGGAGCAAUGGGAGUUGUCCUUGCCUAUCAUCAUAAAAACCUAGAAGUGACCCAUUCAAAAAGUUCUCAACUGUCUGUCAAUUUUCUUUUAAACCUACACCAAUCUGUUCCUCUGUUUUUUGCCUUUUUACAAAAAUUAUUUUUGGUUAAUGCCCCCUCCCCCACUUUGAAAAACAAUUUAGUUGCCAAUCACAGGUGCUGAUGCGAAGUGGAAAUUCUGUGUUUGUAAUUAAUAUGAUAAUCAUUGACCCUGAAGUUUUUAAUUUUUAAUUAUCUAAUAUUAUUCAUGAAAAAUUCUUAAGCAAAACUAGCAAUUGUAGGUGUAUUUUUAUAAAUGAUAUUAUUCAUGCAAAUUUCUUAAGCAAAACUAACUGUUAAAGUCAAUGUAUUUUUUAUGAAUCAUAUAAUGUUCACUGUAUAUUAGUAUCAUUGUGCUGUUUUCAUAGAUUUUUCAUUAACAACAUGUUAAUGAUGUUGAGAAAUACAGUUACUAGCUGAAAAAAUCUUUUAUUGAUGCUGUUGCUUUUUGUACCUAUAAAUCAGUGUUGAACACUUUCCUGUUUUAUAGCUGUGUUCCAAUUUACUUGGUUGUAUUUUUAAUAAAUGUAUUGAGUAUCCACUUAA
Molecule: messenger RNA, 6705 nt
Organism: Lytechinus pictus (painted urchin)
Lineage: Eukaryota; Metazoa; Echinodermata; Echinoidea; Temnopleuroida; Toxopneustidae
Product: DNA replication factor Cdt1-like
Exons: 10
Coding region: 160-2175 (671 amino acids)
Biological process (GO): DNA replication checkpoint signaling; regulation of DNA-templated DNA replication initiation; mitotic cell cycle
Cellular component (GO): nucleus
Molecular function (GO): DNA binding; DNA polymerase binding
Source: RefSeq, a predicted model, not a curated record